CUCUCCUCGGUACUUGUCCGCCUGCUCUCCUGCAGCACAGCCAGUCCGCCUCAGCGAACCCAGCGCGCUCACACACAUUCACACACACUCACACACACACAGCCUCCACUCAGACUCGGUCGCUUCCAUGACACACGCACGCACUGCGAGUUCAACAGGAACAAAUGAAAAUGUCUUUCUGCACACAUGAGAACCGGAAGUCCCGGGUCAGCUCAGCCGCCAUGAACAUCUAUCUGUUUCACAAGUCCUCCUACGCCGACAGUGUUCUGAUGCACCUCAACUCCCUCAGGCACCAAAGAUUGUUCACCGAUGUCCUCCUCCAUGCUGGAGACCGCUCCUUUCCUUGCCAUCGAGCUGUCCUUGCUGCCUGCAGUCGCUACUUUGAGGCCAUGUUCAGCGGAGGCCUGAGGGAAAGCCAAGCCCGUGAGGUGGACUUUAAAGAUACCGUCCACCCCGAGGUGCUGGAACUUCUGCUGGACUACGCCUACUCUUCUCGUGUAGUCAUCAAUGAGGAAAACGCAGAGUCGUUAUUGGAGGCUGGGGACAUGUUGGAGUUCCAGGACAUUCGCGAUGCAUGUGCAGAGUUUUUAGAGAAAAACCUUCACUCAUCUAACUGCCUUGGAAUGCUGCUCCUUUCAGAUGCUCAUCAGUGCACCAAACUCUACAAGCUUUCUUGGAGCAUGUGCCUCAGUCAUUUUCCUGCCAUCUGUAAGACUGAGGACUUUUUGCAGUUACCCAAGGACAUAGCCAUCCAGUUGCUUUCUCAUGAGGAGCUGGAAACUGAAGAUGAGAGGUUGGUUUAUGAGGCCGUUCUCAACUGGGUUAACUAUGACCUGGAGAGAAGGUAUUGCCACUUGCCGGAACUUCUGAGGACAGUUCGCCUGGCCCUUCUGCCAGCCAUCUUCCUCAUGGAGAAUGUUUCCACAGAGGAGCUUAUCAUUGCCCAGACCAAAAGUAAGGAGCUGGUCGAUGAGGCCAUACGCUGCAAGCUGAGGAUCCUCCAGAAUGAUGGCGUCGUUAACAGUCCAUUAGCCAGACCUAGGAAGACUAGCCAUGCCUUGUUCCUUCUAGGUGGCCAGACCUUCAUGUGCGACAAGCUCUACCUGGUAGAUCAGAAGGCCAAAGAGAUCAUUCCCAAAGCUGACAUUCCCAGUCCAAGGAAAGAGUUCAGUGCUUGCGCCAUUGGAUGUAAAGUGUACAUAACAGGGGGAAGAGGCUCAGAGAAUGGAGUCUCCAAAGAUGUCUGGGUCUAUGAUACGUCCCACGAAGAGUGGUCUAAGGCUGCACCUAUGCUCAUUGCCAGAUUUGGCCAUGGCUCAUCAGAACUCAAGCACUCUCUGUACGUUGUAGGUGGGCACACAGCUGGCAUAGGCUGCCUCCCUGCCUCCCCCUCUGUGUCACUCAAACAAGUUGAAAAGUAUGAUCCAAUCACCAAUAAAUGGACCAUGGUUGCUCCUUUGAGGGAAGGAGUGAGCAAUGCAGCAGUGGUCAGUGUCAAACUCAAGCUCUUUGCCUUUGGUGGCACUAGUGUCACCCAUGACAAGCUGCCUAAGGUGCAGUGCUAUGACCCUCUAGAGAACCAGUGGACAGUGCCCGCCUCGUGCCCGCAGCCGUGGCGCUAUACGGCAGCUGCUGUCCUCAACAACCAGAUCUUUGUCAUGGGUGGGGACACAGAGUUUUCUGCAUGUACAGCAUAUAAGUUUAGCACUGAUAGUUACCAGUGGACUAAAGUAGGGGAUGUCACAGCCAAACGUAUGAGCUGCCAGGCUGUAGCCUCUGGGAAUAAACUGUAUGUUGUGGGCGGCUACUUUGGCACACAGAGGUGUAAGACUCUGGACUGCUAUGACCCUACACUGGACGCAUGGAACAGCAUAACCACUGUGCCCUACUCCCUCAUCCCCACAGCAUUUGUCAGCACCUGGAAACAUCUUCCUGCCUGAGGAGUCAGCGCUGUGGCUUUCAAAGUGGACUGGAGCUGUCGAGUGUUAACUGUGAAGAGGCGAGGCUUCCUGACAAGUGAAGAAGCUGAACAACUGCUCUGCAGAUGACUAACUGAAUCCACACAGCUCUGUUGGACUUAAAGGCCUACAGUGUUUACAUGAAGGAUGAAUAUUUUUUUGUCUGUCUUUUGUCUUUUUUUGUCUCAUUUUUUUAGACUCACCUAUAAAGACUCACUUCCUUAGUACACCAUGAAAGGGAAAAACAAACUUGCAUAUGUGUCUGUUUUAAUCACUGCAUUCCCACUAGCAUCAAAAUAGAAGAGAAUGUAUUGCCAAAUAUGUGAGAAAAUUACAGCUGUCCUCUUGGGAUGCAAACACACGGCGUCAACACCUCUCACACAUGCAGCCUUUUCCACAAAUGUAUCACAGCUUUUCUGUGUGGGCGUCAUGUGGGAAGGAAAGCUGGGGUCAAAUGUCAGGAAAUUAUUUGUAGACAUUUAGUACUACCAGUGCGAAAGGCCAGACACCACAGGUGAAUAGGAAAAAAAAACUUUUCAGUGAGUCAGAAUGAUGCUGUUGAUUCUGUCAGUUCUGUUGAUCAUUAACACAAAUGCAAACACUUUCUGUAUCAUUUUACUUAUGUUGUCAGUAUCCAUUCAAAUGAGGUAGCCCUAACCCUUACAAAAAAUGUGUGAAUUUGCAUAUCAGAACACCUUUCCCCUAUGUGCAUAAAAUCAGGGUGUGUUUUACAUUUUCAUAUUAGUAAGAUGCUAAAAAGACAUAGUCUGUAAAUUUCCAGUUAUUUUUUAAGAAUCAGGAAGUCAGUUUAGUGGCUGUAUCUACAAGUUCAGUUGAAAUAGUUUUGCAUACAUUUCUUGAAGCUUUUUCCGGGCUUGUACUUGACACUGCUGGUAUAAAUCUGUUGUUCUGGGGGAUUUUGAUCAGUUUUUACAUUUAAUGAAAAAACAGAGCAAAAGAAUGUAUCUCAAAACAGAGCAUUUUCACCUGUGGUGUCUGGCCUUAAAACAGAUUCAGGAUGUGAACUUUGUGUUAUCUAAAAUUAACUGAACUGAAAUUUAGCUCCUUAGCCUAGGCAUAUGAAGAAAUUGGUCCACUUACUUUGAUUGUCAAUAACAUUCCAGCCAAGUGAGGUGUGCGGCACCUCUCCCAACCUUAAAAUGGAAUUAGGAAAUGGAACCAGGAUUUGCAAGAGCGACACAUUUUUUUAUACUCUUCAAACGGCUUCAAAAAGGACAAAAAGGUUUUAUGUGCAGUGAAUUAAUAGGAAAAUCUUCUCUGAAGUGAUUUUUUCCCCCAUUUUCUUGUCUUUUCCACAGUAUUUGUUGGGUUUUACUUCAUGAUAAAGUAACUGCACAUUUACGUCUUCACCCAGGAGUGUUUCUUCGUUUUCUUACAAAAGAGAUGAUAAAUGAAUUCUGAAGCAUCAAAAGCUGACAUUUACUCUGGAAAUAGGCUAGUUCAUGCUCAACCCUGUUCUCUAAAAUGUGCUGUAGCCUGUGGCUGUUGGUGUGUAGUGUUGUCAGUUGUGUUGAGUUGUGUUACUUUGUGAGGACCUUACAUUGACCUAAAUGCAACCCGCAACUAACUGUUUCCUUAAAGAAUAAUCUGUGUCAUUGUCACUUGUCAUGAUUUAACCAUUUUCAGUUCAUGAAAGCUUGACCAUUUGCUCUCUGUUGGGAAAGCAAGUGAUUCAGUUCUGGUUUGUUUCACAUAAACGGAAGAACAACUGAGUAGUUAUGAGCAGCGAUAUCCAUUAUGGCUGAGAUAUUUUUUUUUAAGUAUCAUUGAAACUUUGGCUGUGGACACUUGUCUUUUCAGUGCGACUUUUGUGAUCGGAUGCCCCAGAUUGGAACUCAUUGUGCCCAUAUGCUGUCCAUACAUCACUGAGAUCCAAACUCAGCACAGGGUCUGGCUGAUUGGAUCUAAAUGCAAGAGAUAGCCAGUCUCAGAACAGACAGACUUGACAGUUAAUGCGUCCCGGCAUGAUCGGAAGUCAAACUUUGUGUUGAAAAGACAAGUGAGACCACAGUCUUUGUUGCAUUGUUCAUUUGGUUCAGUUUGCUUUCAAAAAAAAAAAAUUCAAACGAGCCAAAAUGCAUCAACCAAAGCCAUGUGGUAGCUGUCAGCCUGCUCAUUGGUCAGGGUCAGACAUCUCCAGGUUGAAAGGCAGAGAAAGGAAGUGUAUAUUUCAGGAAUGAUUUUUCCUUUGACUUUAUUGUAUAAAUUCAUGAUCCAACAUGGGCCUGGAGCACCAUCAGCAGCUUUGGCAUUUCUUCAUUAUCAAUGUGCGAAAAUACCAAGAACAUUUCCUUGUUCCUCAAUGUCAACCCUCCAUUCAUUUGGUUCCUAUGUUGCUAAUGCUACCAAGACACUUCUUCCUGUCCAUAAUGCACAGCUGAUGCUGCCUUCACUGGAACUCCUGAGCCUGUGGGUGCCAUAUGGGAAGUCAUGUGCAUGACGCACAAACUCUGAGCUGUCAAAAAAUUUCCACUUCCAAAGUCAUGAAUACCACAGAAGGGGGGGUAUUCAUAUGGACUCUUCUCAUAAACAUGACCCCAUCUGAUGGCAGCGUGGACUAUGGGAGCUGCUUCAGCCCGAAACACCCCGGUAGUUGGCUUGAGUCUCGGUCGGUCCAAGUUAUCACCACAAUCAUAAGGCUCUAAGUUUGUUUGUAACCAAGACCACUUCAACAGGGUCUUGGUCCAGUUUAUGUGUCCUGAACCAAGCGCGAUUGCUAGUUUCACAGCUUCCCAAAUGGAUGGCACCAAAAGAGGGUAAACACACCAGAGUUUGAGUACGAUUCAGACCGAACAAGGCAAUGUGUGAAAAGUCCUCAAAUUUCAUAUUGGACAAAAAAACAACAGUCUCGCAGGUUACCACUUUAACCUCAACGCUGAGCAUAAUCCUAAUUUCUAGUGCUGAACUCAAAUCCUGCUAAAUUAACAUGUUUAAGAGAUAACCUCACCCCACAAAAAUGUCUUAAGGUCUGAAACACAAGCUGGUUCUCACAAGGAUAGAAGGCAAAGAACAGCCACAUGCGGCCUCGGCCUCCAUCAGCCAACACUUCACUAACCAAGUCUCUGUAAUGCUCAGCGGUCAGCUAGCCUUUGCUCAUCUCUCAGCAUCAGCCUCACGGACCAUUUGUGUUAUCCUGCUCUCCUUGACUUGGCCAUGAUGUGCUACUGUUAACAAUAUAUUAUUGUACAGAAAUAAUGACAUCAUUUUGUAUGGUAUGCAUUCCAUUUUGUCUACUGGAGGUCAUCAUUUUGUACAAGUGGAUUUGUUUUCACAAUGUGAAAUUCAUUGCUAAUAAAGAGUUUUUUCCUCUUGGCCAAGCCC
Myripristis murdjan (pinecone soldierfish) is the source of this 5300-nucleotide messenger RNA. Its product is annotated as ectoderm-neural cortex protein 1-like. Bases 165 to 1940 code for a protein of 591 amino acids. Lineage: Eukaryota; Metazoa; Chordata; Actinopteri; Holocentriformes; Holocentridae. Gene Ontology annotation, biological process: ubiquitin-dependent protein catabolic process. The transcript is spliced from 3 exons. Gene Ontology annotation, cellular component: Cul3-RING ubiquitin ligase complex; cytoplasm. Gene Ontology annotation, molecular function: protein binding. The record is from RefSeq and is a predicted model, not a curated record.